CACGACGACCGUUUCUACGAGCUGAUGGAGGUCUUCGAUAGAGUCAUGACCGAAAACGGCCUGACGUACUUCCUCUACGGCGGAACGCUGCUGGGCUCCUACAGGCACCACGGAUUCGUUCCCUGGGACGACGACCUCGACGUCAUCGUGCCCGAUUCUCUGAGGAACCUGACGUGGAAAGUAUUGGCUAAAAUCUCCCCAGCGGACUACGUCCUUUACUUUGACUUCGCCUGCUACUGGAAGCUGUUCUCGCCACACUGGGAUUCGAUCGACGAGCGCCCGUGGAGGUUCCCGUUCCUGGACAUAUUCUUCUACCAAGACAAUGAGACCCACAUUUGGGACGCGUGCCCCGAUUAUAAGAAAUACUUUACUUACGCCAAGUCCGUGGUGUUCCCUCUGCGCAGAAGACCUUUCCUGAACCUGUCCUUGCUGGCUCCUCGUGAUGCGAGGGCGGUCAUCGCCCAGACAUACAGGAUAGACGUCUGUCAGUCAAACUAUUUCUGCCACAGUUUGGAGAAAUUCGUACGUUACACCAAAAUCCCCUGCUCCAGGUUAGACUCCGUGCACCCCUUUGUGAGAAGGACUUACAUGAAUGGAGGUUGCAAUGAAACUCUGGUGGACCAAGGAAACAUAACAAAGGUUUUCUUUGACUGGGGAGUAAGUUGCUAG
Molecule: messenger RNA, 669 nt
Organism: Lymnaea stagnalis (great pond snail)
Lineage: Eukaryota; Metazoa; Mollusca; Gastropoda; Lymnaeidae
Source: the annotation of a GenBank genome assembly